AUGGGGAGCAGCAUAGCAUGGAAGCAGCUUCUUCUCAAUGCUCUGGAAUCCAACACUCAUCUCAAACACUCUUCUUACAUGCAACUCGCAACCAUAGGACCCAACGGAAAACCUUCGAAUCGCACUGUCGUUUUCAGAGGAUUCCAAGACAACACCGAUAAUAUCUUGAUUAACACCGAUACCCGAACUCGCAAGAUUGAAGAGCUUAAGCUUUGUUCCUUUGCUGAGAUAUGUUGGUAUUUCACAGAUUCGUGGGAGCAGUUUCGGAUAAAUGGGCAUGUAGAUAUUAUCGAUGCGACGAAUCCUGAUCCGCUUAAACUUCAGCAAAGAGAAAAGUCGUGGUUUUCCGGUUCCGUGAGAUCACGGGCGCAAUAUUUGUGGCCCAACCCAGGGCUUCCGUGUCUAAAUGAACAAGCACAAACAGAAAUAUUGUUGGAUCCUUCUAUAGGGCCAGUUGAUGCUUUUUGUCUUCUGAUUCUAGAACCAGACGAGGUUGAUUACUUGAAUCUAAAGAGUAACCAGAGGCUAACAUUCAGAUCAAGUUUGAGCGCGGAAGCAAAGAAAAACUGGAUUGCCGAGAGGGUCAACCCAUGA
Molecule: messenger RNA, 594 nt
Organism: Lathyrus sativus (Indian pea)
Lineage: Eukaryota; Viridiplantae; Streptophyta; Magnoliopsida; Fabales; Fabaceae
Source: the annotation of a GenBank genome assembly